CAGGAAGCGUCUCAACGUUUGAAUCGCCCCCUGCUGUCUGCGGCCAGGAAGCGUCUCAACGUUUGAAUCUGCUGUCCCCUGAGGAUGGCCUCUGCGCAUGCGCAGCAAAUGUAACAAGAUGGCGGAGAGUGCGGAACUGAAGCAAAUGGUUAUGAGCCUUCGAGUUUCGGAGCUCCAAGUGUUGUUGGGGUAUGCAGGACGGAAUAAGCACGGGCGCAAACACGAACUUUUGACCAAAGCUCUCCACCUACUCAAGGCCGGUUGCAGUCCUGCAGUGCAGAUGAAGAUCAAAGAGCUCUACAGACGACGCUUCCCAACCAAAAUGGUUUCGCCGGUGGACAUGGCUCUGCCCGGUGUUCACUCUGCCUCCAACCUGCCCGCUGGCCUCGCCCAGCUGGGAUUUGACAGCCACGGUUCCCCAUCGCCUCUGCUGCCUGUUUCUUUACUUGGGCCUAAGCAUGAGCUGAGUCUGCCUCACCUCCCCUCUGCCCUGCACCCCGUACACCCUGAUGUCAAGCUCCAGAGAUUGCCAUUCUACGACGUUCUGGAUGAGCUCAUUAAGCCAACCAGCCUGGCCUCAGACAACAGUCAGCGGUUCCAGGAAGCAUGUUAUGCCUUUGCAUUAACACCACAGCAAGUUCAACAGAUCAGCAGCUCCAUGGACAUAUCUGGGACCAAAUGUGACUUUGCUGUUCAAGUUCAGUUAAGAUUUUGUUUAUCAGAGACAAGCUGUCCUCAGGAGGAUCAUUUCCCCCCUAAUCUGUGUGUGAAGGUGAACGGCAAACCCUGUAAUCUCCCGGGAUAUCUUCCUCCAACCAAAAAUGGAGUUGAACCAAAAAGGCCCAGUCGCGCCAUCAACAUCACCUCUCUUGUCCGACUGUCCACCACCGUCCCAAACACUAUUGUGGUGUCAUGGACUUCAGAAAUUGGGAGGAGUUUUUCCAUGGCUGUUUAUCUGGUAAGACAGCAGUCGUCUGCAGUGUUGUUGCAAAGACUACGGGCCAAAGGAAUUAGGAACCCCGACCACUCAAGAGCUCUGAUCAAAGAGAAAUUAACAGCUGAUCCAGAGAGUGAGAUCGCCACCACCAGCCUACGAGUCUCUCUCCUGUGUCCUCUGGGGAAGAUGAGGCUGACAAUCCCUUGCAGAGCGUUGACAUGUUCUCACCUUCAGUGCUUCGAUGCAACACUUUACAUCCAAAUGAAUGAGAAGAAGCCGACCUGGGUUUGUCCUGUCUGUGACAAGAAGGCGCCGUAUGAGCACCUCAUUAUUGACGGGUUGUUCAUGGAAAUCUUGAAUAGCUGUUCUGACUGUGAUGAAAUCCAGUUCAAAGAAGACGGAAACUGGUCCCCCAUGAGGUCGAAGAAAGAGGUGCAGGAGGUGUCUGGUUCGUACAAUGGUGUAGACAGCGAUUCACAGACAGAAACGCACGAGCAUAAACGGGGAUCGUCUAACGACAACAGCAGGAAAGUUGAUGUGAUUGACCUGACACUGGAUAGCUCCUCAGAGGACGAGCUAGAUGAUGAGCCACCUCUUAAAAGGCCCUGUCCCUCGCUGUCACCUGUCUCUCCGCCUCCAAGCAAAGGAGUUUUGAACCUACACAGCCAGGGCUCACCGGUGAGCAGAGCUCCCAGCAUGCCGCCUGUGGACACCAGCUACAUUCCUCCCCCUCCACCUCUCAUCCAGGACUAUCGCCACUAUUAUCACACAACUAGUGACCUGCCAGAUCUAAAUUUCUUCUCCUUCCUCCAAGGCGACAAUCAGCAUUACAACAUGGUGAUGGCCGCCGCAGCCGCUGCGUCAGCGUCGGCCUCGGAGGACCACGACUUGCUCCUCAACCGUUUCCUGCCCUACGGAUCCUCUCAGAUGUUGCGGGAGCAGCCGGGCACCCCGGGGAGCAGCACACUGGCAGCCACCAACGGAGGCAGCAACAGCGGAAGCACCAGCAGCUUGGUGUCGUCCAGCAGUCUGCGGGACCGCGACAAAGACAGAGAGCGAGACAGAGACAGGGACAGCCACUCCAUCUCGGGAUUGUCGAGGUCCUCGGUGGAAGCCGCGGCGGCCAUUUACGGCUCCAUAUCUGACGUUAUCUCUCUUGACUAGAUCCACACAGAAACUGAAAGACAAGGGAGACCUCGAGAACAGGAGUUCUUUGUAAAUAAGGAAGAGGAAGACGAAAGAAUACAGUGCUAUGUACAGAGAGGAAAAUCUAUUUUCAAUUUUACUUAUCAUAUGUAUAUAAACUUAGGACGCUUCUUGUCCGGUGAGUUACUUCAGUUGAUAUUUUUCUGUGAAUACUGAAGACUUUUUCACACCUCUUCAUGUGGUCCUUUGAUUAUAUUGUACCUUUUGUACCUGGUUUUUACAGUUUUGUUUCGAUAUUCCAUGUCAAUGGCAUUAUUUCAGUAUAAUGUUAUGUGCACAGAACCCAAUGAGGUGACACCUUAUGUAACAUGAUAUUUAGAAUAUAAAGAAAAUGGGCAUUGUUAUAGAUGUACAAAAAGGCAAGUCACAGCAAAACAGGAAGAUGUGGAAACACUUUCUUUAUUUUCUAAAUGGCAUCACUUCUGUCAACGCUGUUGUUUUGACAGCAGAAAGAUCUGGCCAUUUUUUUUGCCAUCACUGUAGAGUUUUCUGUAAGACAUUCAUGCUGUGGUCAUAUUGUUUUUAAGGAAUUAUUUAUGAUGUAAGUUAUGUUGGAUGUAUGCUGUUUUUUUUUUUUAAAGAAGCAUUCCUUAUGCCUCUAGGAACUGUUGCCACUAGAAUUGAAAUGCUAGAUCCUUCUGUUGUCAUAACUCUGCACUCUUAUCGCCUGUUUCAGUCAAUCAAAUAUGAACUAUAGAGUUUAUAGUUUAGACUGUACUUAAAAAUAUGAAUUGGGAGUAAGUCAGUAUUGUAAGACCAGGCUUUUUCAGUGUGUGAAUGAAUGGCACUAGUCCAGCAAGCAGCCGCCGCCUUCUUGUGUAUUUUUCUUCUUAAGUUUUUAUUUUGAAUGCUACACUCAAAAAUAUACACAGCGAAGUGGCCGGUCGACAUCUUUCAAGACAAAGCUAGUUUCUGGUCCAUAAGGGGAAAUUUGACAUUUCAUGAUGUAUUUAUGUUUGAUUUUAGCACUUGAUCUUUACAUAAAGGCCGUGCGGAGCAGGGGGACACUUCAACAGUAGUUUUCAGCUUUGCAUGUCUCUGCGGAUUACCUGACAGCUCACCUGUUUGAGUGCUAUGCUGCUCCUCACUGAGGCCACAGGAUGCAUAGCCUUGUUUGUUGUUAAGUGUAUUUGCAGCAGCCUAUAAGAGAACUGUGAUAGCUUCUUAGUCUUUGAGUGUAUCACGACAUGCAUUUUGGCCCAGAAGUCAAAACCAUUGAAGUUCUUAUGGACGCAUCCCCUCCCUUUAUUUUUCUUGACUUGUGCUUACAAUUAGGAUUAUUUAUUAUCAUAUAUAUUUUCAGCAUUUGUUUGAUUCGUGGAUAUGCAUUGCUGUCAUUGUAUGUGAUAUUUUCUUUUGUAAUUAUAUAAUUAAUGCUAUUUAAAGAUGUCAUAGUUGCUUGACAUGCAAAACAUGUAACAUUUUCUGUUUGUUUUACUAUCAGAUGAUGUCAAUAACUCAAUAGAGGCUUUGAUCAUUUUGAACCGCUACAAGGUCUACUGUGCUGUUUGAUAUUUGUAAGAAUUAAACAGAUAUAAGAAAGUGCACAUUUGUAGUUGCUCUGAGGACAGUCCUGAUUCAGCUGCAUGUGUUUUGUUGCAGUAUGUAGUAGUGUUGUCACGAUACUGGACUUUCUAACUUCGAUACAAUACCUUGAAAAAUAUUGAUAUUCUAUACCACGGGGACAAAUUGACACAAUAUUGAGGGCAUAACAUUUUAGAUUUUUAUUAAAAGAUAAACAGC
Molecule: messenger RNA, 3886 nt
Organism: Sebastes umbrosus (honeycomb rockfish)
Lineage: Eukaryota; Metazoa; Chordata; Actinopteri; Perciformes; Sebastidae
Gene: pias1b
Product: protein inhibitor of activated STAT, 1b
Exons: 14
Coding region: 98-2101 (667 amino acids)
Biological process (GO): protein sumoylation; regulation of transcription by RNA polymerase II
Molecular function (GO): zinc ion binding; SUMO ligase activity; transcription coregulator activity
Source: RefSeq, a predicted model, not a curated record